Molecule: messenger RNA, 261 nt
Organism: Pyricularia oryzae 70-15
Lineage: Eukaryota; Fungi; Ascomycota; Sordariomycetes; Magnaporthales; Pyriculariaceae
Exons: 2
Coding region: 1-261 (86 amino acids)
Source: RefSeq, a predicted model, not a curated record
AUGGAGGACAAACCUAAAGAUGUGCGGCCCAAAGUGCAGGUCAUCAUCGAACAGCCCAACGCGUCUGGCGCACAAGCCCAAAACUCUUUCUACCAUGAAGACUUUCAGCUUACCAACCAGGACCCUGAGCAAGGUGACAAAGUCGGCCACACGAAGAUGAUUCUCCAGGAACAGAGCUCGUCUGAUUAUUCCAGCGGUAACUACGUUCUUGCUCGGGGAGAGGCCAAGUGUGGCAUCACCACUUGCUUCCAAAUUCACUGA